ACCAGGACCAACCUCGAGAUCGAUAUCGACAUGCAGCAGUUUAGAUGGUCUCGUGACAUCUCAUCAUGACCCCGGCCCCGAUGAAUGCCCUAGAUUCACCAAGCACUUACCACCAUGGGCUCCCGUCUAGACAAGAAUGCUGAGUCGGUUCGCAAGCGCAUUGCCAGCCAUCGCUUUGACGGCGAAGAUGGCGAAGAAUACGGAGGCUCGGCGUUUGGAGGAUUUACCGACUACUUUAGGCGAAAGAAGAUCAAACUGCAGAACCUGGAUGCCGAUAUUCGAUCUCAGGCAGGAGAUAAACCGCAGAUCUUCAAGGGAAUCGUCGCACACGUAAACGGCUAUACUCAACCCUCGCUUAAUGAUCUACAUACACUCAUAGUGCAGCAUGGCGGAGGCUUCAUGCAAUACUUGGACGGAAAGACUACUGUAACACACAUUAUAGCCAGCAGUCUCACACUGAAGAAGGCUGUCGAAUUCAGAAGAUAUCGCAUUGUAAAGCCGGCGUGGGUGGUGGAUAGCAUAAGAGCUGGCAAACUGCUGCCAUGGAAUGAGUACCGCGUAGUGGAUGAGGGCGAAAAACAAAAUGUAUUGGCAUUCGAUGGGGGUAAUAUCACCACACAUUCAAACAUUAAGAAGAGGGGGUAUCGAGACCAGACAGACACCAGCUGGUACACGAGCCAGCUGCAAGGUAGUCAAUUUGGGCCAUCUAGUACACCGACACCCUCCAGUCCUAGGCGCCCGCGUUUCUCAAAAUCAAAGCAACAACACUCGACGCCUAACGAUGACAUAGAAGAUCUUCCACCUUCCUGUCAACCUCAAGGUCUACUUAACCCGCCCGGUCCAGGACAGUCAAGUAAGGCUGCAAAGCUGAUUACGCCGCCCAAAACGAGCCCUGCGCUACUACCUGUUGACCCUGAAGAUAUACAGAGUGAUUUGCACAACAGCCUCUACGCAGAGCCCAGCCCUCCCAGGGCUCUACACUCGCCGCUCAACGGCCAAGUCGAGGAAAGGGCAAAAGGGAUCGUGUCUGAACUUGAUCCUCUGGCGCCUAAAAGUAGGCCACUUACUGCUGAAGAGCACAAUGCAAUCCUUCUCCGUGACCCAAAGAUUCGGCGGUCCACUGUUGUGGAUCCAAAUUUUCUUGAGCAGUAUUACAGAGAGUCGCGCUUACACCAUUUGUCUACUUGGAAGGCUGAUCUCAAGUCGCAACUGCAGGCCCUUGCAAAUGAAAGCACAUCCUCCCAGAGAGCUAAGCAGAAGCGUGUGCCUGGUGUUCGGCGAUACAUCUUACAUGUUGAUUUCGACAGUUUCUUCGCUGCAGUCAGUUUAAAGAAACACCCGGAAUUUAAAGACAAGCCGGCCGUCGUUGCCCACGGACAAGGCAGUGCUUCGGAAAUCGCAAGUUGCAACUACCCUGCUCGCACAUUCGGUAUCAAAAACGGAAUGUGGAUGAAGCGAGCACAAGAACUCUGUCCGGACCUCAAGAUCUUGCCUUACAAUUUUCCGGCUUAUGAAGAGACGAGUCGUACAUUCUAUGACACUAUCCUCGCCACUGGAGGCAUUGUCCAAAGUGUCAGUAUUGAUGAGGCCCUCAUUGAUGUCUCAAAUCUGUGCAUAGCCGUUGGUGGCAGCGAUGGCAAAAGUCACUCGGAAGAUAGUAUUUACCGUGAGCAGGCGAAGGCCGAUGAAAUUGCACUAAAUUUGCGAGAUGAAGUGAGAUCCAGGACGGGAUGUAAUGUUUCGGUCGGUAUCGGUAGCAACAUUCUACUCGCCAAGCUGGCUUUACGCAAAGCAAAACCCGCUGGCCAACAUCAGAUUAAGCCCGAAGAAGUGCUCGGCUUCAUUGGCCAACUCCAAGUGCAGGACCUACCCGGUGUUGCCGGAUCAAUUGGCGGUAAACUGGAGGGUAUUGGAGUCAAACUUGUCAAGGAUGUUCGUAAGCUCAACAAGGAGAGACUCAUUCAAAUACUUGGGCCUAAAACCGGCGAGAAGCUAUACGAAUACUCUAAAGGUAUCGACCAUCAAGAAGUCGGUGAACAAGUUAUUCGCAAAUCUGUGUCCGCGGAGGUGAAUUGGGGUGUUCGAUUUGAAAAUCAAGAGCAAGCUGAUGAGUUCAUUGCCAGCCUGUGUGGGGAGCUCCAGAAACGACUCCUGAAAGAGAGGGUAAAAGGCAAACAAUUCACCAUGAAGGUUAUGCGACGCUCACCAGAUGCACCUCUAGAUCCACCAAAGCAUCUUGGGCAUGGCAAGUGUGAUACGCACAGCAAGAGUCUUCUACUCGGCGUCGCGACCAACGCAAAGGAAGUCCUGACAAAGGAAGCCUUGGCUGUGCUACGUGGCUUCGGAUUUACUCCCGGAGAGCUUCGUGGCAUCGGAAUACAGAUGACAAAGCUUGAGCUCAUGAAAUCGGCUACGGAUGGAAGUGUUGAGGGCUCACAACCAAAGUUACAAUUCAAAGUCAAGAAUGCAGAGUCAGCGCGGGCAGCGCGGGUACUACAGGUGGUUGAAGAUGAUCCGAUUCAAGAUGACCCAGAGACUCCACGAAAAUCCAAGAUAUCAUCAGGAGAUGAGCAUGUUGUGUUUGGCGCCGAGCAGCUUGAUGCCUCGACGCCUUCUCGACGUCCACUCAAUACUCUGGGCACACAAUUCAUCAUGCCUUCGCAAGUCGACCCUAAGGUACUCGAUGAGCUGCCGGAGGAUAUACGAACCAAGCUCUUGCGCCAAGCUCGACAAUCGUCCCCUACGCCUGCAAACAAUGCGUUAGCAUACGAUACGCCAAGCAUACCCUCGAAAGCCCUACCUCUCGCUUUGACAGCGCUUCCUAACCAGUCCCAGCUUGACCCAGAAAUUCUCGCUGCUUUACCUGCAGAAGUCCGUGCCGAGGUUCUUGCUCAGUAUGUCGACAGUGAAAUAUCCUUUUCUCCUUCGCGGAGUUCAAGAGGACCUGAUCAAACUAUUUUACCUCAGUCACCUCGCAAAAACAGGAUCAUCGGAAUUCCAGCGAACAAGCCUAUUGUGCCAGCAAAACGAGGGAGAGGUCGUCCGCCAAGAUCAGCGAUGUUGGCCGCAGCUGCACAGGCAAAAGCCAUUGACAAAACUGGCAAGAUGCUCACCCAAGCCAACUUUAUAUCUCUCAAGAAUCCAGCCCGAGAAAGCCUAAGUAGAGAGGGUUCAGCUGGUUUGAGCGACAACGCUUUUGAAGCACCUACCAUCACCAAACACAACGAAUAUGACGAUCUUGAUCCUGAUUUCCUUGCUGCGCUCCCCGAAGACAUGCGUAAAGAAGUCAUUGAUCAGCACAACGCAGCAAAACUAAACGCAUUCCGCUUCGUGAUGUCCAAGAAAACCAAAGCCCCAUCAGCCCCCAAACAGCCUAGACCAGCCCCGAAAAUCAAAGUCCCACGUCCCUCGACAGCAACUUUUACCACACAGAAGCUCUCCACUGAACCAGAUCUCCGCAGUGCAAUGAGACUCUGGAUCAGCGAAUUCGACGAGGAGGGGCCCUACGAGGAAGACAUCACAGCAUUGAUCAAGUACCUUAAGAAAGUCGUGCUAGAAGAGCGCGAUAUGAACAAAGCAGUCGGUCUCGUCAAAUGGGUCGGUUACAUUAUCAGUGAUAAGAUGGAGACUAAUGAGGCUUUCGCACGCGAGUCGUGGAGGAAGUGUCUCGCUACGAUUAAAGAUGGUGUGAGGAGAGUUUGUAAGGACAAGGGGUUGGGAAGGGUGUGUUUUGAGUAGUUAUGUGAUAUGAGCUUCCUCUUUGAUGACUUUAUGCUUUGGAGUAGUAUAGACGGAAGGGGUAGUUAAUAGUAAUGCUUUAUUAGUCAUAUCACGUAUUUUGAACAUGUGACUGAUCUUUUUCGUGCC
Molecule: messenger RNA, 3867 nt
Organism: Bipolaris sorokiniana ND90Pr
Lineage: Eukaryota; Fungi; Ascomycota; Dothideomycetes; Pleosporales; Pleosporaceae
Exons: 1
Coding region: 115-3738 (1207 amino acids)
Biological process (GO): error-prone translesion synthesis; error-free translesion synthesis
Cellular component (GO): nucleus
Molecular function (GO): DNA-directed DNA polymerase activity; deoxycytidyl transferase activity; damaged DNA binding
Source: RefSeq, a predicted model, not a curated record